Neodiprion fabricii is the source of this 3608-nucleotide messenger RNA. Its product is annotated as aromatic-L-amino-acid decarboxylase-like. NCBI's taxonomy places the organism in Eukaryota, Metazoa, Arthropoda, Insecta, Hymenoptera, Diprionidae. Gene Ontology annotation, biological process: amino acid metabolic process. Gene Ontology annotation, molecular function: pyridoxal phosphate binding; carboxy-lyase activity. Bases 773 to 2707 code for a protein of 644 amino acids. The transcript has 13 exons. The record is from RefSeq and is a predicted model, not a curated record.
CGAACCGUCACUUGGGUCAGACUAUCCCAUCCAGCCGAUACGCAAAAUCGUUUGUAAGGUAAUAUUUAGGAAUAUUCAAAUAUUGAAGAAAACCUUUCGCCGAUGGUAAAAAAAUUAGUAGUCCAUCUAAUUUAUCUAGAGCUUGAAAAAACAUUGUGGGACGUAUUUGUAUGAACAAAAAAUAUAUGAAACGAAUCCCUGACUUUCGGCAAAAACCCCUGACAUUACCCUGAUAAUUUCAGAAUUUCAGAAUUCCAUAACAUUCCCAGGUUUUCGAGAACUCCCUGACCAGUGGCCACCCGGAGUAAACCGUAAUGAAACAAAAUAUACUCGUACUUUUAAAUCUUCGUUCCUUUAAAAUCAUUGUAAAAAUAAGAAAAUGGCGAGUUUUUUUCCGCAAUAUUUCGUUACGAUAACGUUACCAAUUUCGAUCUCGCAGUUUUUACGUACGUUGUAGGAACAAAAAAAAAAAGAAGAAGAAAAAGCACAUUAAUAAAGAAAUAAAAUGGAGGAAGAAGAACGGAGACGCGCAGGGCGCGCAUUUGGUAUGUUAGGGGGUGGUAAAAGGGGCUCCUCAAGAUUCUGCGGACGCGCAUGACGGUGAAAAUCGGGGUUUCGCGGUUUCGCGGUCUUGAUCAAAGCGCACCGCCGGAAUACCGACUAGCUUCAAGUCUGGACCGAGGCGAAGCAGCCUCCCGGAGUCCUGCCGAGAUCCUCGCCUCCAAUCCUUGACAUCUGGAAGAAGGAUCUUUGCGCGGCAACAGACAUCAAAAUGGACGUCGAAGAGUUUCGCAUACGGGGCAAGGAGAUGGUCGAUUACAUCGCUGAAUUCGUCAGCACCAUCCACGGGAGGCGUGUCACUCCAGAUGUAGGUCCCGGAUACUUGCGGCCGAUGCUUCCGGCCGAAGCUCCCCGCGAGCCCGAGUCCUGGGAGGACAUAAUGCGGGACGUAGAGUCGAAGAUAAUGCCGGGUAUCACUCACUGGCAGCAUCCGAGAUUUCACGCCUAUUUUCCGGCCGGGAAUUCCUUCCCUUCGAUCCUCGGAGAUAUGCUUUCGGACGCUAUUGGAUGCAUUGGAUUUUCGUGGGCCGCCAGUCCCGCCUGCACCGAGCUAGAGACGAUAGUCUGCGACUGGUUUGGCAAGGCCAUCGGACUUCCAAACGACUUCCUGUACUUCAGCGAAGGCAGCAGAGGGGGUGGCGUGAUUCAGGGGUCAGCCUCCGAGUGUGUUUUGGUUUGUAUGCUGGCUGCGAGAGCCCAGGCGAUAACCAGGCUCAAGGAAUCACAGGCCCAUGCCCACCUCGACGAAGCGAGCCUCUUGGGGAAGCUGAUGGCCUACUGCAGUCGGGAGAGUCACAGUUGCGUCGAGAAGGACGCGAUGAUCUGCUUCGUCAAGCUCCGGAUCCUCGAGCCGGACGAGCGGAGCAUUUUGAGGGGAGACACCGUGCGUCAGGCAAUCGAGGCCGACGUAGCUGAGGGUUACGUUCCAUUUUUUGUGUCCACCACUCUCGGAACGACAGCUUGUUGCUCAUUCGAUAACCUCAAAGAGAUCGGCCCAGUGUGCAAAAAAUGGCCCGGUAUUUGGCUACACGUGGACGCCGCUUAUGCCGGGAACUCGUUCAUCUGCCCGGAGCUGAAGCAGUACAUGGCUGGGAUAGAGCACGCCGAUUCGUUCAACACAAAUCCGAACAAGUUCCUCCUGACAAACUUCGACUGCUCUUGCCUCUGGGUGCGGAAUCGGUUCAAGUUGACCGGCGCCUUGGUUGUCGACCCUCUUUACCUCCAGCAUACUCACGCCGAUACCGCGAUCGACUACAGGCACUGGAGUAUCCCUCUGAGCAGGCGAUUUCGCUCCCUAAAAUUGUGGUGCGUGUUCAGAAGCUACGGAAUAUCCGGACUCCAGGCGUACAUUCGGGGUCACAUUAGUCUGGCGAAGAGGUUCGAGUCGCUUGUGAAGAAGGACUCGAGGUUCGAAGUCUGUAACGACGUCGUGCUCGGACUGGUUUGCUUCCGGGCGAAAGGCACGGACAAACUGAAUCAGAAGCUUCUGAGCGUGAUCAACGAUUCGGGAAAAAUUCACAUGAUUCCAGCCCGAGUCAAUCAGCGAUACACGAUACGAUUCGCCCUGGCAGCACCAAACGCUACUGAAUCGGACGUCGAUUACGCCUGGAGCAUUAUCACGGACUUUGCAUCGGAACUCCUCGAGUCCAAGGACGUGAUGGACGAGCUCGCCGACAUUCGGGAGAAGAAGAGGAAGGCUACUCUAGAGCAGCGGAGGUCAUUCUUCGUCCGAAUGGUCUCUGAUCCGGCGAUCCAGCCGGGCUUCACGAAGACCCCGAAUCAGUCGAACGCGAAGCUCGGAACCCAGGCGACGAUCUGCGGAACGGAGGCCAACAGCGCGCCCCCGACAGUGUGGGUAUUUUCGUUGAAUAAUUUUAUUUUCGACUCAAUAAUAGUAGCUCAAGUCAUGUUCCUCAUCCGCAGGCACUCCUGGAUAUCUUGGCCGUUGGCCUACCUCCUCCAGUCACGUGACUCGAAUUCGGACACCGGGGAACUCUCGCUGAGGUUUCGACACUUGGACACGAUGGUUCGACUCAAGGCGAACAGCGGCAACAGCAGCCGUCGGGGAAGCAGCACCGGGUGCAGCCCCGAACCCUCGCCUUCGGCUUCUCCGUCUAGAGGCCGAAGUCCGAACGGAUGUUCGUAAUGUGUUCGGGAGGAUCGAUUGAUUAUUCGCGAGCGCUGUACGAUAGAAGAACAAGCUCCUUGGCUCAACAAUCGCUAGAUUUUAUCCAAUCGACAAUAAAAUUUCUGUUCGAGAUUUCUUAAUUAUACAUAACAUACUUUCAAAUAGAUAAAUAUAUAGACGGGAAGUGAAUUAACCCUUACCCUGUCACAUGGUUCUGAGUAUACGUUUGGGUCUUUCGCUUCUUACCCUUACUUGGGCUAUUUUAAGUGCUUCAAAAAUUCUGAAAAAAUUCAUCCACGGUCUUUGAGGCGUCUAGUUUAAAAUCCGAUAGUCUGUUUAUUCAAUAAUUUACGUGGGAGAAAGCCGCGGGCGUUAGAGUUUACAAAAUAUACACAUGUCAAGAAACCACGAGAGUACAAAAGGCCCCAUCUGACGGAGUAAAGGUUGAAAUUAAAUAUAUUUCAGGUAUGCGUCAUUAAGCUCGCUGUAUAUGCAUGAAAAUUAUGUAUUAACGUGAUUAAUUGUAAGCCUGCUUUUUUCGAAAUCUCUCAUAGAAUGCAAAAGAUACUUUGUAUUUUGUUGGUUCUUUUUCCAGUUUUUUUUCUUGGUAUAUCUAUAUAUGUAUGUAUAUACCCACAUACUGCUACGCAUUUUAUCUCAACGAAAAAUUAUUGUCUCGUAACAUGGUACACUUUGUAUGCGUGAAUACAUACAUGCUAUAAUGCCUUCUACUAAUGGUUGAUUAAUUUUUCUAUUUUUUCAUGUACCUAAACAUGUUAUAGUGUACGUAUAUCCGAUUUAUUUUCAACCCCGGGUUUAUGACCGAGAGCAAUGGAAGCCGUUGCGAAUAAAUUGUAUCAUCGGUAAGAAGUAAAAGUAUCUUGCGUUAUAUUAAAUCGAACGGUUAAAUAUCGUCAAA